AUGCAAGAUUAAAUAGAGUUUGGAUAUUGGAACAUCAGAGGAAUCGCCUAACCACGUAUUCAAUAAUUCUUAUUUAAGUGAGAUAUCUCUUGGAAUAUGUCGAAAUUCCAUACACCGAUAAGGUCUACAACAUUGCUGAUACAGAAUGGUCACAAGCCGUUGCCAAGCCUCCUUUGAAUCAAGAGGUUCUUGCCAACCUUCCCUACAUCAAAGAUGGCGAUAAGUGGAUCUUUGAAAGCCAAGCGCUUUAUAUCUAUAUCGCUUAUAAGGCAAAAAGGCCCGAUUUAUUGGGAACUACAAAUGAAGAGCAGGUCCUUUUAGAAUAGGUCAAAGGAGUCUUGAUAGAUUUAUAUAAAGGAUUUCGUUCCUUAAUUGCUCUACCGGAAGCAGAUUAUCCAGCCAAGAAGGAUGAAUACUUCAACACCUAAGUGUUGUGGAUAAUUGAAAAACUCAACAAAUUUGUUUAAGGCAGGACUUGGUCAGCAGGAGAGCACUUGACCUAUGUGGAUUUCUUUUUGUUUGAAGUUGUAGAAACAUUGGAAGCUUAUAAGCCUGGACUUUUGGAUCAAUUCCAAAAUCUGAGAAAAAUUCACGAUGCCCUAGCUGAAACUCCAUAAAUCAAGAAAUAUCUUGCCUCAGACAGGUUUAUUGCUAAGCCGUUUUACCCAGUUGGAAGAUGGAGAUGGUGGUGAAAUUUAUAUAAUUACAAUAAAAUUAUGAAUUUCCGAAUUCCUAAAAAAAAUA
Messenger RNA from Paramecium octaurelia, 744 nucleotides. NCBI's taxonomy places the organism in Eukaryota, Ciliophora, Oligohymenophorea, Peniculida, Parameciidae. The record is from the annotation of a GenBank genome assembly.